GUAACAAGUGCUACUAGUAACAAGGGCAUCGCUAGUAGUAACAAGUGCCUUACUAGUAGUAACAAGAAGCUAGUAGUAACAAGUGCUCCAAAAGAAUAUGCGUGUAUUUUUGUGCAAAUUGGAUCAAUUGGGAUGUCUCAGGCUCAACAUGGAAGAAGGGAGUGCGGGAUUCAAUUCAGGUUAUUCAGGUUAUUUAUUCAAAUGAAUGUGUGUGAAAUUUGUACCUUGACUGGCAUAGUAUGGCAUAGUAUAUUGGCUGUGAUUGUGCUAGCAGUUGGACACCUGUAUGCGGCAAGUACUGUAAGUCUACAAGAAUUUCCAGACAAAACAAGUUUCUGUCCCCACGAGAUGUCUCUCCCUCCCUUUUCCUCAAAGAGCGGAAGCGCUGUGUCUAGUCGAAGGUCAUGAGACUGAGCGGCCCAGGUUUUCGAGUCGCCAUGUCUUGUUUCACAUGUCAGAAGGAUCCUUGGUUUCUGACGCCGAACAAGAACGACCUGUGUGAGCCAGUUUGUCAGUUUAAGUCUAUGGAGAUCAUAGCAGCAGGGUCGUUUGGAGCAACAGUUUCUUGACUUGAGGAUGAUUAAUUGCGUUGCAUGGUGGAAGCUGGGUCAUCUGUGCGCGAACUGAAGCAAUUCCUUUCAGCUGAAGGCCACUUGGAAAUUGAACGAUUGGUGCUGGAGGCUGGAGUUGACAAAGAUGCAGUGCAAAGACAAAUGGGGCAACGGCUUUGCACAUUACUGCCCAACACGGCCACUUCAAAAUUGUGAAAUUGUUGCUGGAGGCUGGGGCUGACAGGGAUGCUGCAAAUAUCCCAUAUCUGAAAAUGCAAAUGGAACAAUGGCUUUGUGCAUUGCAGCCGAAAAAGUUCUACAAAGAGCAAAAAGGCCAAGCACUGCCCUUGGGCCCUCCAAUUGGCCGGGAAGUCUACGUCUCCAACUUGCGUUCCAGGGAUGGCAGACAACGAGUGCCCAAACUCACCAUCUUGGACUCCUCUGGGAAGUCAUGGAUGACCUUGAGCAAAGAAGACUUCGAGUACAUUAUGAAGCGGAAAGAUGACAUCAACAAGGAGCUCAUCCGAUACGAGAAGCGCUUGGAUUGAGGUCUCUCGUCUCACCGGUCAGAAGGACUAGCCGAAGCUGUCCAGAG
Messenger RNA from Durusdinium trenchii, 1146 nucleotides. Lineage: Eukaryota; Dinophyceae; Suessiales; Symbiodiniaceae. The record is from the annotation of a GenBank genome assembly.